GAGAGGGAGACGCUGGCGCAGGGAGGCAGAGAGAGAGGGAGACACUGGCGCAGAGAGACACGGAGACAGAGACGGAGACGCGGAGACAGAGAGAGACAAGGAGCCAGGGAGGGAGGCUUGCUCAUUGCUGAGCGGGGUGAGGGAGCGCGCUUAACCCAGCCAAGCGUAAGUUCCCCUCGCUGAUGCUGCUGAUGCUUGGUGGUGGAUGCGAGUGGUAGGUAGGGGGUGAUUGUAAUAGCUCGCCGUUCUAGAUGGUGCUACUAUUGAGUGGAGGUAGUUGUGGUGGUCGGUAGUGGCAGUGGGUAGUGAAUAGUGGUGGUGGUGUUGGUGGACAGCGAGUGAUGAUGUUGAUGAUAGCGGGUGGUGAUGUAAGUGGCAGUGAUAGUGGGUAGAGCAGUGGUGGUAGUGAGUAGUGGUGGUGGUAGUGCGUAGCGGUUUUCGUGAUAUUGGGGUUGGGUCGUAGCAGUGGGUAUAGUAGUCGUGGUGGUUGUGAGCAGCAGUGGUGGUGGCAGUGAGUAGUAUUAGUAGCGUUGAGUCGUAGUGCCGGUGAUGGUUUUGGUCGCUUUGCCAUCUUCAUCAAAGUAAUGUCCGGGUGUCACGGAGGGGAGGAGACCAAGGCUCUGGGAUAGACUGCGGCUCCGUGAGCCGAGGCCAUGCGGGGUGGACUUCUCACCCUGGCUUCGCUGCUGGGGGUCACGGCGCUGUGUCAGGGCAUCCACCAGGGCCGCUCCCAUGCCGAGAGCCGCCUCUUCCGCCGCCUCUUCAGGCGCUACAACAAGUGGUCACGUCCCGUGGCCAACGUCUCCGACGUGGUGGACGUGAAGUUCGGACUCUCCAUCGCGCAGCUCAUCGACGUGGACGAGAAGAACCAGAUGAUGACGACGAACGUCUGGCUCAAGCAGGAGUGGCACGACUACAAGCUGCGCUGGGAUCCCACCGAGUACGCCAACGUCACGUCCCUGCGGGUGCCCUCCGAGAUGAUCUGGAUCCCGGACAUCGUCCUCUACAACAACGCCGACGGCGACUUCAUCGUGACGCACAUGACCAAGGCGAACGUGCACCACAACGGCACGGUGCGCUGGACGCCGCCCGCCAUCUACAAGAGCUCCUGCAGCAUCGACGUCACCUUCUUCCCGUUCGACCAGCAGAACUGCACCAUGAAGUUCGGCUCGUGGACCUACGACAAGGCCACGAUCGACCUCAAGAGCAUGGGCCGCAACGUGGACCUCAAGGACUACUGGGAGAGCGGCGAGUGGGCCAUCGUGCACGCCGUGGGCACGUACAACACCAAGAAGUACGACUGCUGCCCGCAGAUCUACCCCGACAUCACCUACUCGUUCAUCAUCCGCCGCCUGCCGCUCUUCUACACCAUCAACCUCAUCGUGCCCUGCCUGCUCAUCUCGUGCCUCACCGUGCUCGUCUUCUACCUGCCCUCGGACUGCGGCGAGAAGAUCACCCUGUGCAUCUCCGUGCUGCUGUCGCUCUCCGUCUUCCUGCUGCUCAUCACCGAGAUCAUCCCGUCCACGUCGCUCGUCAUCCCGCUCAUCGGCGAGUACCUCCUCUUCACCAUGAUCUUCGUCACGCUCUCCAUCGUCAUCACGGUGUUCGUGCUCAACGUGCACCACCGCUCGCGCGGCACCCACUGCAUGCCGCGCUGGGUGCGCCGCGUCUUCCUCGACCGCGUCCCCCGCUGGCUCGUCAUGAGGAGGCCCCAGAGCGUGGCCGAGGCCGAGGCGGCCGCAGCCGCUGCCGCCCUCGCCCCGGCCGUGGCGGACGAGGCCCCGGGGGCCGCCGCCGUCAUCGCCGGCGACGUCUCGGGGGACGUCGCCGAGAGGGCCCGGGGGCUGCCCGGGAGGCUCGGCGCGCCACCGUCGCCGCCGCCGCCGCCGCGCCGCUCCCGCGAGGACCUCUCGACCGACGCCGCCGCCGCCGUCCGCGAGUCGCCGACGGCGUGCGGGUUCGCGCCGUCUCUCCCUCCGCUUUGCCAACAGCUCACGCCUCCUCCUGCUCCUCCCUCUCCGUCGUCUCGCGGAGACGACUACGCGGACUGCAGCCGCUGCGCCUUCUCGCGGAACCUGCUGCUGGCCGUAGAGGGGGUGCAGUACAUCGCCAACCACCUGCGCGCGGAGGACGCCGACUUGUCGGUUAAGCAAGACUGGAAGUACGUGGCGAUGGUGGUGGACAGGAUCUUCCUGUGGACCUUCAUCAUCGUGUGCAUGAUGGGCACCCUGGGGCUCUUCCUGCCACCCUGGCUGGCUGGCAUGAUCGUCAUGGGCAGCAAGCAACUGCACGUCGACUGAGCGCGGGCGAGCGGGCGAGCGAGCGGGCGAGCGAGCGGGCGAGCGGGCGGGCGAGCGAGGUCGCGGAUGGUGAGGAGGCAGGUCCGGAGCGAGGUGACUCGCCCUCCCACCACGUCCGAUCUCGCCACGUCCGAAGCUGCACGGCUUAAUAUCUCACCGAAUGACUUGCAGGUCACCGCUUAGACUGGGCAGAAGGUGGCACGUGUGCAGCGGUAGCUGCGGCCAUGGCGAGAGCUCUCCUGGACGCGAUGUGCAGAGUGCGAAUAUAUUUUUGGGCCCGCCAGCCUACACACUCCCCGCCGAAAUGAAUCCCUGGGUGUGGUUAUGGAGUGUGCAGGUAGUGCAACUGCACCAGAGCCCCAUGCCCCCCCCCACAAGGAAGUUCAGUCGUCAGACUACGAAGAGGUGGGAAAUCCAUCCCUUGCACCAGGCCCCGUAGCAACCACCACACCACGCCGCUUGUCGUGAGUGGCGUACUUUCACUCCCCGUGUUGCCAUCACCAUAGGUGAGCGAAGUAGAUGUUAUGCACGUCAAAUAAACAUUUACUAAACAUUACACGUCUGGUUUUAGGCGCAGAAACUUGAUUCAAUUAAAUGUAUGCGCGUAUGACGCUACCGACUUGCUGUAGGUAGCGAAUAGGAAGUUUCCAAGCUGUGCUAAGGACUUGUGUAUUUCAUAGAUUCUCACAACAGCAAGUUUUAAAGAAAUCCAUGUCUGUUCCCAUUCGGCACGUGGCGCCUGUUUUCCUUAUGUUAAACCCGAUCGAUUUACGGGAUAAACACUCUAAAUUUAGACAAACACCAUCCCGGGACUCCAAAUACAUUUUUCGAUUCGAAUGAGUGCUGUUCUUUCGAAUAUGAAUCGAAAUCUAUUUGGAAGAUGUUUGAUCUAACGAUGGGUCGAGACGCGUACGUAUUUCUCAAUAGGCGAGCGGUGGAUCGACCGCGUGGAGUCGAGCCGCCCGUCCCCCCCCCAUCGGUUCGCGAUUGCGCCCCGCACGGCAUCCCCGCACGCGUUGCUCUUUAAAGUGCAAGACAAAAAAAAUGUAACGGCACGGGGGCGGGGGGGAUGCACGUGGCCCUGCGAUUUCCCCGCUCGCUCCACCCGCUGUCUGCAACGAAACUUGACGAGUUGGCGUCGUCUCGACGUUCCGCGUGCCCCGGGCGAAACGCGCGCACGGACAAGCGCGCAGCCCUCUCCGCACACAGCCUGCCUGCAUGAAUCGCGUAUCGUCCAGCAAUACCACGAGAUAGACCACGCGACACGCACACAUAGAGAUGAUGCAUAUAUAUAUGUACGCGUGGAAAGUUUAAAGCAAUAAAAGUGGUUAUACCUCUUG
Molecule: messenger RNA, 3640 nt
Organism: Lethenteron reissneri (Far Eastern brook lamprey)
Lineage: Eukaryota; Metazoa; Chordata; Hyperoartia; Petromyzontiformes; Petromyzontidae
Gene: CHRNA2
Product: cholinergic receptor nicotinic alpha 2 subunit
Biological process (GO): monoatomic ion transmembrane transport
Cellular component (GO): postsynaptic membrane
Molecular function (GO): transmembrane signaling receptor activity; acetylcholine-gated monoatomic cation-selective channel activity
Source: RefSeq, a predicted model, not a curated record